CGCCGACAUCCGCAGUUUCCCUCUGUAAUUCGAACCCACAAGCGAAGGAUGUUGUCCACGAUUGCCCGCCGCGCGACGCUGCGCACCGCUGGUGCCCGAUCCAUGGCUGCGAAGGCUGGUGCCUUUAACUGGCAAGAUCCGUUCGACCUUAACGGUGCCCUCACGGACGAAGAACGCAUGAUUCGGGACUCAGCACAAGCGUAUUGCCAACAAGAACUCCUCCCACGCAUCGUCAAGGCCAAUCGCAAUGCCACGUUUGACAAGAACAUCAUGAAGGAAAUGGGUGAAUUGGGGUUGCUGGGACCCACGAUCAAGGGCUACGACUGUGCCGGCGUCGGCUACGUGUCGUACGGUCUAAUUGCCAACGCAGUGGAGCGCGUCGACAGUGCCUACCGCUCGGCCAUGAGCGUGCAAUCGUCGUUGGUGAUGUGGCCCAUCUACAAAUUUGGUUCGGAAGAGCAAAAGCAAAAGUACAUUCCUCAACUGGCGUCGGGCAAUCUGAUCGGCUGCUUUGGAUUGACGGAACCCAACCACGGCUCGGACCCGAGCUCAAUGGAGACUCGCGCUCGGCUCGACGGCGACCACUUCGUCUUGAACGGCGCCAAGAACUGGAUCACCAACGCCCCCAUCGCCGACGUGUUUAUCAUUUGGGCCAAGGACGACCAUGGAGAUAUUCGGGGGUUUAUCCUGGAAAAGGACAUGCCUGGUCUGUCGACAUCGUACAUUGAAGGCAAAGCGACGUUGAUGGCCUCUGCCACUGGCAUGAUUGCCAUGGAAGACGUCAAAGUGCCCAAGGCCAACAUGCUUCCCAACGUUAAGGGCCUCAAGGGGCCGUUUACGUGCUUGAACAGUGCUCGUUACGGCAUUGCGUGGGGGGCUUUGGGCGCUGCUUAUUCAUGCUUGGACAUUGCGCGCCAAUACACGCUGGACCGCAGCCAAUUCGGCGCCCCCUUGGCCGCGAACCAAUUGAUUCAAAAGAAGCUCGCGGACAUGGUCACGGAAAUCAACCUCGGCCUCUUUGCGUGUUUGCAAGUGGGUCGACUGCAGGACCAAGGCCCCGUCGCGCCAGAAAUCAUCUCGGUCGUCAAGCGCAACUCGUGCGGCAAAGCGCUCGACAUUGCCCGCACUGCGCGCGACAUGCUGGGUGGAAACGGUGUCUCAGACGAGUACCACAUCGUCCGCCAUUCCAUGAACUUGGAGGCAGUCAACACUUAUGAAGGCACGCACGACGUCCACGCGCUCAUCAUCGGACGCGCCGUCACCGGCAUCCCUGCCUUCGUCCCGCGCAUGGCUCCCUAGUCGAUCCCGUCCACAGGCUCGUAUCCGACCAGGUGAAGCGAACGACUGCCACCAGUCAAAGUUGCUCGAAAUCCUAGAUUCCAUAUAUUCAUUCCAUGGCUUGCGUUGUUUACACUAGUAGUACGUAUGCUGUGGAGACACUGAUAGGCGCCGAC
Molecule: messenger RNA, 1454 nt
Organism: Aphanomyces astaci
Lineage: Eukaryota; Oomycota; Saprolegniomycetes; Saprolegniales; Verrucalvaceae
Exons: 8
Coding region: 49-1299 (416 amino acids)
Biological process (GO): fatty-acyl-CoA biosynthetic process; fatty acid beta-oxidation using acyl-CoA dehydrogenase
Molecular function (GO): flavin adenine dinucleotide binding; fatty-acyl-CoA binding; glutaryl-CoA dehydrogenase activity
Source: RefSeq, a predicted model, not a curated record